GAAGUUUAUUAGUUGCUUUUUCAGUGGCGUUCUGUGCGUGCUGGCGAGCGCGAUGUAAAUUAGUCACCGGCGCUGUGCUUUCGCUCUUCGCUCGAUUCCGAGGCAUCGGCUGGAUUAUCUGAUCUGAGGGCUAGUGUAAACAAAUCCCCGUAUCUGCCACGAUGUCGGGCACCCAGGACUACGACCGCAAGUACCUGCGCAGCAUGCCGGGCCUCUGCAAGAUGGCCUGCCUGCUGUGCAGCUUCGUGGGGUUCCUCUGCAUCGUCUGCGGACCGGUGCGCGUGAGCAACUUCCGCGGCAGCUUCUACCUGGUGGUGGCCGCCACCGGCUUCCUGGCCACCGCGGCCCUGCUCCUGGCCAGGUUCCUCCGCCUCUGGCAGCGCCAGUUCUGCCGCUGCGACCCGACUCUCUGGUCCCUGGCGGUCCACUCCUGCCUGGCCCUGGCCUACUUCACGGCCUCCGGACUCGUCCUCUCCCUGGACAUCGGAGCCUACACGGCGGCGGCGUUCUUCGGCCUGACGGCAUUCAGCAUCAACGGAUUGGAGGCCUACGGAAACUACAGGCGGAGUCGCCAGAGGGAGGUGGCCACCCAGACGAUAUAGACGCCGACUCAGGUGCAAGCCCCGCUUGUUUUGGGGGCUCUUCUGCGCCCAGCUCUCUUCUCAGACGCGUGUGUGUGUGUGUACCUGUGCCUUUGUAUCUGAAUGAGUGAGAGAACGAGUUUCGGGGAGAGAGUGAGAGCGAGUGGCGUUCGCAUUGUGCACUAAAGUCUGCUAAGGCGAAUAAUGUCGAAGCUUUUGUCGGUCGUACAGUUAUUGGAUGUGUUAUCUAAUAAUAGUAGCUAGAUAUAGGUCAAUAAGAAGGGAGGGAGAUAAAGCCAGUCAGUCGGACGAGGGUCCCGGAGAAGUAACGUAGAUAUAGCAGAGAUAGCAGAGAGCAGGGAGAACCACUAAACAGAGAGAGAAUGCCAAAGAGAUAAUUCUUAUUGUGCUGGUCUCCGGGCUCCUCUUCUUCCGAUAACUGGUUAACAAAGCGUGAAUAUAUAUGUAGACGUAUCUGUACGCAUUUUUUUUACCUAGACUAAGUUGUAUCUGUGUGUCGCAAGUAAACAUAUUUUAUAAUAGCUAGCUUGUAAACAAACCCGCAGCGCACUCAUUUUUUGUGAGCCCUUUUUGUAAACACCAAAUUGUUAUGUUUAUCAAUACACUUUUUUUUAAGGCUAAUAAAUGGAACUAUGCAAAAAAGAAA
This is a messenger RNA of Drosophila ficusphila, 1248 nucleotides long. RefSeq lists its product as uncharacterized. The record is from RefSeq and is a predicted model, not a curated record. Gene Ontology annotation, cellular component: membrane. Bases 162 to 602 code for a protein of 146 amino acids. NCBI's taxonomy places the organism in Eukaryota, Metazoa, Arthropoda, Insecta, Diptera, Drosophilidae. The transcript is spliced from 3 exons.